Messenger RNA from Ziziphus jujuba (common jujube), 1673 nucleotides. Its product is annotated as UPF0496 protein At1g20180. Lineage: Eukaryota; Viridiplantae; Streptophyta; Magnoliopsida; Rosales; Rhamnaceae. Bases 186 to 1331 code for a protein of 381 amino acids. The record is from RefSeq and is a predicted model, not a curated record. The transcript has 2 exons.
AACCCCCCCCCCCCUCCCCACCUUCUCUCUCUCUCUCUCUCUCUCUAUAUAUAUAUAUAUAUAUAUCUACAUAUACCAAUACAUACCCUAAUCUCAUUUUUACUUAAACCGUUUUGUGAGAAAACCCUCAAGAUAUACAUAUAUCAAUCUCUGCCUAAUUUUUAUUUUUGGUUUCUUUUAUCGACAUGUCCAAGAUGAAGAGGAACCUGUUGGCAAAGUUGAAAUCCCCUUUUACAGCGGCAGGCAAAUCACGCAAGGACCGUGUCAAUAGCUUGUCUACCAAGUUAAGCGUCAACGAAGAAUAUUUGCAAGUUUUCAGAACAAAAUCCUACAUAGAAAUGUGGGACAAGGUUCAGGGACAGAUAGGAAUAACAACUACAAGCAGCAGUAGCAGUAGAAUUUCUCCAUCGUCCUCUUUUCCAUUCUAUUUGGAUCUGUCCGAAUAUUUGCUCGAACCGCGACAAGAAACCCUAAAGGAAAUGAUCAAGAGUUUAAAUUUCCAUCACCUUCUCAUCGACUACUUUGGAGCCAGCUUACAGGCCUGCAAUAUAUGCCAGUUACUCCUCAACAGCGUCCAUCAAACACGGUCAGCUUAUAAGAAGAUCAAAUUGGUGAUAAAGAUGAGCAAAAAGAUGCAUGGACAUGUAGAUUUCAUCACCGAAGACAAUUACCGACCAAUAUUCAGAGAGCUUAAAUCAUUUGCAUUGCUGAAAAACCCGUUGUCGAUCAUAAGCGCGGUUCAAUUCCAUGAUAUUCAUGAUGACAAUUUGGUUUUGCUCCAUAGAUUAACUUCAGCCAACAAAAAGAUAAAGAGGAGAGCAAAGCUGAGAAGAAUUUGCAAGAAAGUUGGAGGAGUUGGUCUGGUGGUAUCACAGACUGCGCUCUUGAUAGCCUUGCUAGUCUUUGCAUUUCAUAGUAUUCUUGGGAUGGCAGCGGCACCUGCGCUGAUUGGCUGCUCAUUGGCUCUACACAGGAAGAAGAAAAUGGAGAGAGCGCAGGAAUCGGCUGGCAAGAGAUUGCAUGAGGGGGUGGCUGGAGAGCAACUUGAUGUUGCGGCAAGAGGGGUAUUUAUACUGAUCAAAGAUUUCGACACCAUGAGCCGGAUGGUUAGGAGAUUACACAACGAGGUUGAGCACCGCAAGAAUGUUUCCGAGAUGUGCGUGAGAAUUGGGAAAUGUGAGUUAUUGGAUGAGGUUGUAAAGGAAUUUGAUGCCCAAGAGCGAAGCUUUUUGGAGCAAUUAGAAGAGCUUGAAGAACAUAUUUACCUCUGCUUACUCACCAUCAACAGAUCCAGAGGACUCGUAAUUCGAGAGAUAAUGGAAAACCAGUAAUCAUGAAUCAAGAUGAGGAUGUGAUCGUGCACAUUGUUAAUUUCAUGGUGAUAUGAAAUUGUGAAGCUUGAAAUGAUGUGGAAAACGAUGGCCUGGUCACCAUCCAAUUGGACAGAAGAUCAGUCGAGCUGUCCAUAUAUUUGUGUAUUAUAUCCAAUAUUCUACAGCUCCUCCAGUGAUGCGCAAACGAUCAUAUGUGGAAAGCUAGCAGCUGUACAUAGUCCUAAGCUUUAAUGAUUUUAUUUUUUAUUUUUUUCAAGGGCGAAAUUCGCUCCGGCAAAGCUUUUGAAUUCCUUUGUUAUAUGUUGUAUUAAUUUUAUUUUGUCCUGCAAAUUUUUUCAA